Closterium sp. Naga37s-1 is the source of this 4314-nucleotide messenger RNA. The record is from the annotation of a GenBank genome assembly. Lineage: Eukaryota; Viridiplantae; Streptophyta; Zygnematophyceae; Desmidiales; Closteriaceae.
AUGAGCAGCGUUGAGCCUUUCCGUCGGCUGGUGAAGUUAGUGGCUCGUGCAUUUUACGACGACGAUGUAACAGAUGAGAAAGACAAAGAUAAAGACAAGGAGAAGGAGAAGGAGAAAGAGAAGGAGAAGGAGAAGGGCGCCAGUCGCAAGGCAGAGCGGAUAUGCGGAGGGGAGACCAAGGGACUAACUAUAGUCGUCCUCGAUGCCCUUACAAGGCGGCAGUGGAUGAGAGAGGAGGAGUUGGCACGGCAGCUGCAUCUGCACCCGAAGCAGCUGAGGCGGACAUUGAAGAUGCUGGAGGAGGAAUUGAUGAUCGUGCGCGAGCACAGGAAGGAGAACACUCGAGCGGCCAAGAAACAGAAGCAGGAGGGGGAGGAGGGGGGAAAGGAAGGGGAGGCGGAAAACGAGGGGUCGAAAUGGGAAGGGAAUCCGGGGCAGAAGCUGAAGCAGCACUCUCACUCCUACUGCUGCCUGCACUACCCCCAGAUCUACGAUGUGGUGAGGUAUCGCAUUCACCGGGCGAAGAAAGCUAUUAAGGACGAAUUGGAUAGCCGCAAGGAGGUCAUGUACCUGCUGUGCCCCAACCCGCACUGCAAGGCCCGGUACUCCACACUGGACACAGAUAGACUGAUAGACCCAGUGGACUUCAAUCUCAAGUGCGAGCGCUGCCACUCAGAGCUGGAGGCGGAAUCGGACAUGCUGGGAGGGGGAGGCGGAGGGGGAGGGGUGGAUGGGGAGGAUAACACGAGGAAGAAGAAGAAAGAGGCGCUUCAAAACAUGCUGGCUAGAUUCGAGCGCCAACUGAAACCUCUCAUGGAGCAGAUAGUGAAGGUGAAGGACCUCACGCCCCCUUACUUUAGCUCUCUGUCUGAGUGGGAACCCAAGGCUCAUCAGAUAGUGAAGGUGAAGGACCUCACACCGCCCUACUUCGGGUCUCUAUCCGAGUGGGAGGCCAAGGCGUCGCCAGCACAGAGGGCAGCCGCAGUGGGGGGGGAGAUUCCCAAGGCCCUCCCCCGUCUGGCAGGGCCGGGGGGAGGGGGCGCCGGUUCGACUCCUCUUCCUUUCAUGGGGGAGACACGGGCUCUCCCCCGGCUGGCGGGGCUGGGGGGAGGGGGCGCCGGUUCGACUCCUCUUCCCUUCAUGGGGGAGACGCGGGGCCGGGGGGAGGGGGUGCUGGGUCCACCUCCCUGCCCUUCGUGGGCGAGACACGGGUACGUUUCACAAGGUUUGGUUGAGUGGGAGUUGAAGCCUCUAAACUUCCAAAUCUCUCCCCCGGUUGGCGGGGCCGCGGGGGGGAGAGUGGGUGCUGGGUCGACUCCUCUUCCCUUCAUGGGGGAGACACGGAGAGGGGGAGGGGGUGCUGGGUCGACUCCUCUUCCCUUCAUGGGCGAGACACGGAGAGGGGGAGGGGGUGCUGGGUCCACUCCUCUUCCCUUCAUGGGGGAGACACGGAGAGGGGGAGGGGGUGCUGGGUCGACUCCUCUUCCCUUCAUGGGCGAGACACGGAGAGGGGGAGGGGGCGCCGGGUCCACUCCUCUUCCCUUCAUGGGGGAGACACGGAGAGGGGGAGGGGGCGCCGGGUCCACUCCGCUGCCCUUCAUGGGGGAGACACGGAGAGGGGGAGGGGGCGCCGGGUCCACUCCGCUGCCCUUCAUGGGGGAGACACGGAGAGGGGGAGGGGGUGCUGGGUCCACUCCUCUUCCCUUCAUGGGGGAGACACGGAGAGGGGGAGGGGGCGCCGGGUCCACUCCUCUUCCCUUCAUGGGGGAGACACGGAGAGGGGGAGGGGGCGCCGGGUCCACUCCGCUGCCCUUCAUGGGGGAGACACGGAGAGGGGGAGGGGGCGCCGGGUCCACUCCGCUGCCCUUCAUGGGGGAGACACGGAGAGGGGGAGGGGGCGCCGGGUCCACUCCGCUGCCCUUCAUGGGGGAGACACGGAGAGGGGGAGGGGGCGCCGGGUCCACUCCUCUUCCCUUCAUGGGGGAGACACGGAGAGGGGGAGGGGGCGCCGGGUCCACUCCGCUGCCCUUCAUGGGGGAGACACGGAGAGGGGGAGGGGGUGCUGGGUCCACUCCUCUUCCCUUCAUGGGGGAGACACGGAGAGGGGGAGGGGGUGCUGGGUCCACUCCUCUUCCCUUCAUGGGGGAGACACGGAGAGGGGGAGGGGGCGCCGGGUCCACUCCGCUGCCCUUCAUGGGGGAGACACGGAGAGGGGGAGGGGGCGCCGGGUCCACUCCUCUUCCCUUCAUGGGGGAGACACGGAGAGGGGGAGGGGGCGCCGGGUCCACUCCGCUGCCCUUCAUGGGGGAGACACGGAGAGGGGGAGGGGGUGCUGGGUCGACUCCUCUUCCCUUCGUGGGCGAGACACGGAGAGGGGGAGGGGGUGCUGGGUCGACUCCUCUUCCCUUCAUGGGCGAGACACGGAGAGGGGGAGGGGGUGCUGGGUCGACUCCUCUUCCCUUCAUGGGCGAGACACGGAGAGGGGGAGGGGGUGCUGGGUCCACUCCUCUUCCCUUCAUGGGGGAGACACGGAGAGGGGGAGGGGGUGCUGGGUCCACUCCUCUUCCCUUCAUGGGGGAGACACGGAGAGGGGGAGGGGGCGCCGGGUCCACUCCGCUGCCCUUCAUGGGGGAGACACGGAGAGGGGGAGGGGGCGCCGGGUCCACUCCUCUUCCCUUCAUGGGGGAGACACGGAGAGGGGGAGGGGGCGCCGGGUCCACUCCGCUGCCCUUCAUGGGGGAGACACGGAGAGGGGGAGGGGGUGCUGGGUCGACUCCUCUUCCCUUCGUGGGCGAGACACGGAGAGGGGGAGGGGGUGCUGGGUCGACUCCUCUUCCCUUCAUGGGCGAGACACGGAGAGGGGGAGGGGGUGCUGGGUCGACUCCUCUUCCCUUCAUGGGCGAGACACGGAGAGGGGGAGGGGGUGCUGGGUCCACUCCUCUUCCCUUCAUGGGGGAGACACGGAGAGGGGGAGGGGGUGCUGGGUCCACUCCUCUUCCCUUCAUGGGGGAGACACGGAGAGGGGGAGGGGGCGCCGGGUCCACUCCGCUGCCCUUCAUGGGGGAGACACGGAGAGGGGGAGGGGGUGCUGGGUCCACUCCUCUUCCCUUCAUGGGGGAGACACGGAGAGGGGGAGGGGGCGCCGGGUCCACUCCUCUUCCCUUCAUGGGGGAGACACGGAGAGGGGGAGGGGGCGCCGGGUCCACUCCGCUGCCCUUCAUGGGGGAGACACGGAGAGGGGGAGGGGGCACCGGGUCCACUCCGCUGCCCUUCAUGGGGGAGACACGGAGAGGGGGAGGGGGUGCUGGGUCCACUCCGCUUCCCUUCAUGGGGGAGACACGGAGAGGGGGAGGGGGCGCCGGGUCCACUCCGCUGCCCUUCAUGGGGGAGACACGGAGAGGGGGAGGGGGCGCCGGGUCCACUCCGCUGCCCUUCAUGGGGGAGACACGGAGAGGGGGAGGGGGUGCUGGGUCCACUCCUCUUCCCUUCAUGGGGGAGACACGGAGAGGGGGAGGGGGCGCCGGGUCCACUCCGCUGCCCUUCAUGGGGGAGACACGGAGAGGGGGAGGGGGUGCUGGGUCCACUCCUCUUCCCUUCAUGGGGGAGACACGGAGAGGGGGAGGGGGCGCCGGGUCCACUCCGCUGCCCUUCAUGGGGGAGACACGGAGAGGGGGAGGGGGCGCCGGGUCCACUCCGCUGCCCUUCAUGGGGGAGACACGGAGAGGGGGAGGGGGCGCCGGGUCCACUCCGCUGCCCUUCAUGGGGGAGACACGGAGAGGGGGAGGGGGCGCCGGGUCCACUCCGCUGCCCUUCAUGGGGGAGACACGGAGAGGGGGAGGGGGUGCUGGGUCCACUCCUCUUCCCUUCAUGGGGGAGACACGGAGAGGGGGAGGGGGCGCCGGGUCCACUCCGCUGCCCUUCAUGGGGGAGACACGGAGAGGGGGAGGGGGCGCCGGGUCCACUCCUCUUCCCUUCAUGGGGGAGACACGGAGAGGGGGAGGGGGCGCCGGGUCCACUCCGCUGCCCUUCAUGGGGGAGACACGGAGAGGGGGAGGGGGCGCCGGGUCCACUCCGCUGCCCUUCAUGGGGGAGACACGGAGAGGGGGAGGGGGCGUCGGGUCCACUCCGCUGCCCUUCAUGGGGGAGACACGGAGAGGGGGAGGGGGCGCCGGGUCCACUCCGCUGCCCUUCAUGGGGGAGACACGGAGAGGGGGAGGGGGCGCCGGGUCCACUCCGCUGCCCUUCAUGGGGGAGACACGGAGAGGGGGAGGGGGCGCCGGGUCCACUCCGCUGCCCUUCAUGGGGGAGACACGG